AUGCAGUCCUCCGGCCCACCUCCGGCGAAAUCUGACGCGCCUGCAGCGGCGCAGGCCCUGGUAGAGGAGGGCCGGAAAGAACCUGAUGAAUCUACGGCCUUGUUGAAGGGAGACACUCGCAGCACUUGCCUGCCUUCCUUUCUCGUCUGCAACUUCACCGCGAACUUAGAGAGAUACUUCGGCUGGAGGCUCCUCUUCAUGCUUUGGGUGAGCCAGCACCUGAUGAAGGGCUUCACCUUGAGCUUGCUGAACAAGGCGAUGCCCUACUUCUUCCGGCACUACAAAGUGGCUGCCCCUCAGGUGCAGAUCUUUACGGGCGUGGUGACCCUGCCUUGGGCCAUGAAGCCGAUCGUGGGCCUCACCAGCGACGUUUGCCCUAUCUUCGGAUACCACAAGGCUCCCUACAUCAUCUUAGCCUCCCUUUGCUCCUCCUUCGCCUUCGGGGUCUUAUCCUUCUGGACCGCUGCGGGCAUCUCUGUCGGUGUUGUUUGCCUGGUGCUCGUCCAUCUCCAACUCUCGACGGCAGACCUCCUCACGGAGGCCCGCUACGCCGUGCAGAUGCAGAAAGCUCCGGAAGCCGGGCCUGAUCUCAUGACCUACGUGUGGGCAGGGAUCAACAUGGCAUCGCUGGUGGCGACGCUCCUCUCUGGGCCUCUCAUCCACGAGUACGGCUGGCGUGCCGCUUUCUUCUGCACGGCGAUUCCUGCAGUCUUCGUCUUGGUUCCAAUCGCCCUGGGCUGCCUGGAAGAGAUUCCAGCAAGCCGAGAGGAGCUGGCAAGGAUUCGGCAGCAUUACUUCGAGCAUCGGGAGACCUGCUUCCUUUGUCUCAUCAUGCUUUUCAGCACCUUCACGAUCAUGAUAGUUGGCCUCGUCCAGCACGACCCGCGGAUCAACUUCGCGGUGUCCCUCGCCACUGCUUUGUUCAUGCUGCUGUGCUUCUCCCUCUGCCUCACACCCGUAAUCGCCAAAGCGAAUGCUUUCGCCGUGCUCUACACUGGCUUGAGUGCCUCGAUUUCUGGUGCUGCUUUCUACUUCUACACCGACACGCCGGAGAUGUAUCCAGCCGGACCGCAUUUCUCUGAUGUCUUCUUCAACACCAUCCUCGGCACGGUUGGGGUGGUCUUCUCCCUGUUGGGCAUGUUCCUGUAUCAGCGGUACCUCGGGGGUCUCCAGUACAGAAUGCUUAUCCGGAUCACGGCAAUGAUCAUGUUCUGCUUCAGCAUGCUGGACGUCAUGAUGUUCGCGCGUGUGAAUGUCAGGUUUGGCAUCCCAGAUCACUGGCUCGUCCUGGGACUGUCGAUUUGUGAGCAGAUGGUGUAUCAGUGGCAGUGGAUGCCGCAGGUGUUGCUGAAUGCAAACCUUUGUCCCCGUGGCAUGGAGGCGACCAUGUUUGCACUCCUAGCAGGAUGCCACAAUCUGGGCAUGACCGUGAGCUCCAACUUUGGUGCGGCGUUGCUCCACGUGUUGGACGUGAAGCCUCGAGGUGCCGUCGGCGAGGCCACUCAAUUUAAUAACCUCUGGAUUGCGGCGGCGAUCAGCUCCGUCCUUCCGCUGGUGACAGCUCUCUGCCUCAGCCACUUGCUGCCAGACUGCAGGCAGAAUGAGAAGAUCGACGCUGUAGCUGACCCGACGCAGGGUUCCGUCCUGCGGCGCUGGCUGAGCCAGAGAUCCGGUUCCAGGGUGCUUUAG
Messenger RNA from Symbiodinium sp. CCMP2592, 1689 nucleotides. Lineage: Eukaryota; Dinophyceae; Suessiales; Symbiodiniaceae. The record is from the annotation of a GenBank genome assembly.